Sorghum bicolor (sorghum) is the source of this 2163-nucleotide messenger RNA. RefSeq names its product fatty acyl-CoA reductase 1. The record is from RefSeq and is a predicted model, not a curated record. Gene Ontology annotation, molecular function: alcohol-forming very long-chain fatty acyl-CoA reductase (NADP+) activity. Gene Ontology annotation, biological process: suberin biosynthetic process; long-chain fatty-acyl-CoA metabolic process. The transcript is spliced from 6 exons. Gene Ontology annotation, cellular component: intracellular membrane-bounded organelle. Lineage: Eukaryota; Viridiplantae; Streptophyta; Magnoliopsida; Poales; Poaceae. Bases 6 to 1775 code for a protein of 589 amino acids.
UCUCCAUGUCCUGUCUCGUGUGUCCUCCAUCUCUUUAUAAUAAUUCGAGUCUCCCUCUGUCUCUCUCUCUCUCUCUCCGUUUCUCUAUCGCAUCCCAAAGUUCUCACACAACAGUCAACAGACACAGUGAAGCUCAGUGCCUCUCUCUCUCUCUGCAGCUGCCUAGCUCAUCAAGCAGUCAAAACGAUCGCCGGCGGCGAGGAUCGGAGACGACGACGAUGAUGGUGGAUAGCAUGGACGCGGCGAGGAUCAUAGACUACUUCAAGGGCAAGUGCAUCCUCGUCACCGGCUCAACAGGCUUUCUUGGAAAGAUUCUUGUGGAGAAGAUCUUGCGAGUGCAGCCUGACGUCCACAAGAUUUACCUUGUUGUACGUGCGAUCGACGAGCCAUCUGCAAAGCAGCGCGUCCAGCAAGAGGUGAUAGACACGGAGCUGUUCGGCCUCCUGAGAGAGAAGCAUGGCAAGGGGUUCCAGCAGUUCGUGGACGACAAGGUUGUCGCUUUGGCCGGAGACAUCAUCUACGACGGCCUUGGCCUGGAGCCACCCAUGCUGCACGCGCUGGCCAACGACAUCGACGUCAUCGUCAACAUCGCAGCAACCACCAACUUCUACGAAAGAUACGAUGUGUCGCUGGAUGUGAACGUGAUGGGAGUGAAGCACCUGUGCACGUUCGCCAAGCAGUGCGCCAGGCUCAAGAUGCUGAUGCACGUCUCCACCGCGUUCGUGUCGGGCUUCAGGGAGGGCCUCAUCCUGGAGAGACCCAUCAAGCCGGGCGAGUCCCUGCGCGAGGGCACGUACCUGGACGUGGACACGGAGCUGCGCCUGGUCAAGGAGGUGAAGAAGUCGCUGGCCAUGGCGAACGCUGGCGACGGCGACGGCGACGCGCACACCGACGUCAAGAUGACGGAGCGGAAGGCGAUGAAGGAGCUGGGACUGCAGCGGGCGCGCCACUUCGGGUGGUCCAACACCUACGUCUUCACCAAGGCCAUGGGGGAGGUGGUCCUGGGCCAGCAGCUCCGCGCCGGCGUCGGCGCCGGCGCCGGCGACGGAGGCCGCGACAUCCCUGUGGUGGUGAUGCGGCCCAGCAUCAUCACCAGCGUGCGGGACGACCCGGUGCCCGGGUGGAUGCAGGGGACGCGCACCAUCGACAGCAUCAUCAUCGGGUACGCCAAGCAGAACCUGUCGUGCUUCCUCGCCGACCUGGGGCUCGUCAUGGACGUCAUCCCGGGGGACAUGGUGGUCAACGCCAUGAUGGCCGCCGUGGUGGCGCACUCCGGCGAGCGCGGCGCGCCGCAGGUGGUGUACCAUGUCACCUCGUCGCUGCGCAACCCGGCCACCUACGACGUGCUCUAUCAGUCUGGACGCCGCCAUUUCUACGAGAACCCGCGCGUCGGCAAGGAUGGCAGGGUCAUCCCUACCAGGGAGAUGUACUUCUUCAACACCAUCGCUAGGUUUCACCUCUACAUGAUCCUCACCUACAAGAUACCACUAGAGAUUCUGCACUUGGUGAAUCUGCUGCUGUGUGGGCUUUUCUCAAGGCUUUACAAUGACCUCAACCGCAAAUACAAGUUUGUGAUGCAUCUCGUUGACGUCUACGGCCCCUUCGCCUUCUUCAAAGGAUGCUUUGAUGACAUGAACUUGGAGCGGCUGAGGCUGACGAUGGCAAUGAAGACCCCUGAAGAUCAAAUGUUCAAUUUCGACCCUAAGACCGUCGACUGGAAUGAUUACUUCACCAAAAUCCACAUCCCUGGUGUUCUCAAGUAUUUGUGCAAGUGAAGCCUUCUUUCACAGUUUGCUGCUUCGUCACCUUCUUCCUAUAGAAAAUUAAUGGCUCCUGUUCUUUAUGAUGAAACCAAUAUUACUAUGUUUGUUGUACCUGUUCUGUGUUAUCAAGGAACAAAAUAAGUCGGCUAGGUUGAUAUAUAUAUAUAGUUGUAUUGGAGAGGCCCCAUAGUGAUCAUCAGACGUGUGUUCGUGUGUAUGUGUUAGGUGGCACCGUGGCAACCAAUAUAUAUCUUGAUUGCGAACUUCUGUAAUCUGUGUCAUCUGUACGUGUCAGUGACAAUGAAAAGGACCUGUAAUAUCUAUAUGUAAUGGCUGUGACGACAUUGCGAAAGGAAAACAAAUCAGAAAGUAGGGUUUUCUGAUCUGAACGUUGGAGAUA